AUGGCAGACAGGGAGACUCAGCAGCCCAUUGCGGCUCAUCUCGUCGCUCCAAACGAAGAGGCCCAACAUGCUGCGGAUGACGAAAAGUCGAUGGGUUUAUUUCAAGCCAUCAGGCUGUACCCGAAAGUUGUUGGCUGGUCAGUCGUUCUUUCAAGUGCGCUGAUCAUGGAGGGUUACGAUCGCGCGCUUCUUGGAUCACUGUACGGAAGUUCGAUGUUCAACCAAAAGUAUGGCCUACUCAAUGAAAGGACCGGCAAGUGGGCAAUUCAGCCGAACUGGCAGAGCGCGCUGUCUAAUGGCGCUCGUGCGGGAGAGGUAAUCGGUCUGCUCAUUAACGGCUUUGUUAGCGAGCGUUACGGCUAUCGCAAGACCAUGAUCGGCGCCUUGAUUGCAAUAACGUGCUUCAUCUUUGUAUUGUUCUUCGCCCCCAACGUCCAAACCCUUGUUGUUGGCGAGGUGUUCUGUGGCAUUCCAUGGGGCAUGUUCCAGACUUUGACAACUCAGUAUGCCUCCGAGGUUGCACCCGUGCAGUUGCGACCGAUCCUGACGACCUUCUGUUGGGUUAUGGGUCAGUUCAUUGCUGCCGGUGUCAAUCGAGCUUGCGUCUUGCGCGAAGACCAAUGGGCAUACAGAAUCCCAUUUGCGAUCCAGUGGAUCUGGCCGCUUCCAAUUGCGAUUGGAGUCGCCCUUGCUCCUGAGUCACCAUGGUGGCAUAUUGUGUGUUUUGCCUGGAUCGCUCAAACCAUUUGCGGUACCAAUAUUAUGGGUUAUUUCGCAUACUUCAUGCAACAAGCCGGACUACCUACCAUACAGUCGUUCAACAUGUCGAUGGUCUCCCUCGCACUGGGUCUGAUUGGUACGAUGGGCUCAUGGUUCCUCAUGCAAAAGCUCGGUCGUCGCACGAUUCACUUCUCAGGAGCUUGCACAUUGUUUGUGCUUCUGAUCAUCGUCGGCUCGUGCUCGUUUGCCGGGAACGAUGCUUCAAACUGGGCUAUCGGUGCCGUUCUCAUCGUGUUCGUCUUUAUUUACGACUUCACGAUUGGCCCGGUCACAUACUCGAUCGUCGCCGAGAUGCCAUCAACGCGACUGAAAUCGAAGACGAUCAACCUUGCUCGAGCGCUGUACAACACGUCGAACAUUGUUGUGAACGUCCUGACGAACUAUCAGCUCGGCAGUGGUGGUUGGGCCUGGGGAGCAAAGACGGCAUACUUCUGGGCUGGCACCUGCGGCUGCGUGGUCGUGUGGGUGUACUUCAGAUUGCCAGAACCGAAGGGCAGGACGUAUGCCGAGCUUGACGCAUUGUUCGAGGGCAAGGUCAGCGCGAGAAAGUUUGCGCGCACGCAAGUAGACCCUUACGGCCGUGGUAUCGGCGUUGAGAAGGUGGAAGGGAAGGAGGUUGCGAACCCUGAGUGA
Molecule: messenger RNA, 1413 nt
Organism: Macroventuria anomochaeta
Lineage: Eukaryota; Fungi; Ascomycota; Dothideomycetes; Pleosporales; Didymellaceae
Product: general substrate transporter
Exons: 6
Coding region: 1-1413 (470 amino acids)
Biological process (GO): carbohydrate transport; transmembrane transport
Cellular component (GO): membrane
Molecular function (GO): carbohydrate:proton symporter activity
Source: RefSeq, a predicted model, not a curated record